AUGCCGAAAAAAAUAACUGAACAUUGUAAACAGUAUUGUGCUAAUAGACCUAUCGAUUUAAAGUUAUUUAAAGAUUUUGAUACAACCUGCUGUAAAGAACGUGCUAUUGAUUGGUAUACGCGAAAUUGUUUUUUAAAUCCUUUAAUAAACGUUACACUUCGUUCAAACAGUAUUGAUAUGAUUAUAGAUUUUUGUCCCAUUAUUGCCGAUAUUCAUGAUCAGUUGAAUGAAAUGCAAUCGAAAUUCUUCUGCGAUUUUUACCAUCCACUACAUAUUUUUCAAUACAUGACAAAAACUGAAUUUGACAGUUUAGCAUCUCACAUAGGCGGUUAUAUUUCAAACAAUACUUUUUUUUUAACACAACGGUCAAGUAGUAUGGCUGUAUUAUUUGUUGACGAAGGCAGCAGUGAAAAUGGUUUAUUGAAAUCAGUUCUGUUUGAAAUUGAGAUUGGUAAUAAGUCUUCAAAACCGUGGGCGGAUAUAAGUGAUAAAAGUUUUUAUCGAGAUAAUGAAAUAUUAUUGACAGUCGGUAAUAUAUUCAGAAUUGAAUCAAUCGAAGACUUUAACAACGUUACGUUAAUUUAUCUCACGCUAUACUGUGAUGGUAAAUCUGAUAUAAUAAAAAGGAUGAAUGAUCAUUUUGAUAUUGCUAUGUUACAAUUAAUCGAAAUAUUUCCGAAAAUAUCACGAAAAACUGAUAGAAUUAAUGAAAGAAUGUUUGAAAAAUGUAAAUUCUAUUAUGCACAUGAUCCUAUUAAACUAGCUAAAAUUAAAGAAUUUGAAAAAACAUAUAAAUUUGACGCCGUUAUACGAUGGUAUACAAAAGAUACAUUUUUAUAUCGUUUGGUGAAUUUAGCACUUCGAAAUGAAAAUAUUGAUAUGAUUUUAGAUUUACGUUAUUUUAUUAUUGAUUUGUGUGAUGAAUUAACAAAGAUGAAUAUUGAUUACAUUCGUAAUAUUAAAAAGCUCAGAUUAACUGUGUAUAAAGGAUAA
Molecule: messenger RNA, 993 nt
Organism: Didymodactylos carnosus
Lineage: Eukaryota; Metazoa; Rotifera; Eurotatoria; Philodinida; Philodinidae
Source: the annotation of a GenBank genome assembly